AAUUAUUAUUUUAUGUUCAAAAACCUCAAACUUCAAAUCAUGGAACCCCUUUUUCUGGUCUACAUUGUCAUCACACUCACCACUUAAAAAAUCAUCACUUCAACAUACUCUCUCUCUCUUAGCGUGGUUUCAUUCCCACCAUAGAACUUCAAAAUACUCAUUUGAGAUUCUUCAAAAUGAAAAUCACCAUUAUAGCUUAUGCUUUCUUAGUGAUUUUGACUACACUAUUCAACCCUUCAUCUCUUGCUCUCAGUCAAGAUGGUUUAACGUUGUUGGAGAUAAAAAGCACUUUGAAUGAUACUAAGAAUGUUCUUGGUAACUGGCAAGAGUUUGAUGAGUCUCCUUGUGCAUGGACUGGUAUCAAUUGUCAUCCUGGUGAACAAAGAGUUCGUUCAAUAAAUCUACCAUAUAUGCAACUUGGAGGCAUAAUAUCUCCCAGUAUUGGUAAACUCAGUAGAUUACAGAGAUUAGCGCUUCAUCAGAAUGGCUUGCAUGGAAUCAUUCCUAGUGAAAUUACCAAUUGUACUGAGCUAAGAGCCUUGUACUUGAGGGCUAAUUAUUUUCAAGGUGGUAUACCAUCAGGCAUUGGAAACCUUUCAUUUUUAAAUAUACUGGAUGUAUCAAGUAAUUCGUUAAAAGGGUCGAUACCUUCCUCUAUUGGCCGUCUCUCACAUUUGCAAGUUUUGAACCUGUCUACCAAUUUCUUUUCUGGUGAAAUCCCAGACAUCGGAGUAUUAAGCACCUUCCAGAAGAACUCGUUUAUCGGCAAUUUAGAUCUUUGUGGAAGACAAGUUGAAAAGCCAUGCCGGACAUCACUUGGUUUCCCUGUAGUGAUACCGCAUGCCGAAAGUGAUGAAGCUGCAGUGCCUCCUAAAAGAUCUUCGCAUUACGUGAAGGGAGUGUUAAUUGGGGCAGUGGCAACUAUGGGCCUUGCACUUGUCAUAACUCUGUCAUUACUCUGGAUUCGAUCGUUUUCAAAGAAGGAAAGAGCUGCUAAGAAAUACACAGAAGUCAAGAAGCAAGUUGAUCCAUCAGCAAGCGCUAAACUUAUUACAUUCCACGGUGAUAUGCCAUACACAUCAUCUGAAAUUAUAGAAAAGCUGGAGUCACUUGAUGAAGAGGAUAUAGUAGGGUCAGGAGGAUUUGGUACUGUUUUCCGAAUGGUGAUGAAUGAUUGUGGUACGUUUGCUGUUAAGCGAAUUGACCGAAGCCGUGAAGGAUCUGAUCAAGUGUUUGAAAGGGAACUAGAGAUCUUGGGGAGCAUCAAGCACAUAAAUUUAGUAAACCUACGUGGUUACUGCAGGCUCCCUUCUUCAAGGCUCCUUAUCUAUGAUUAUUUGGCCUUAGGCAGCUUAGAUGAUCUCUUGCAUGAAAAUACUGAACGACAACCCUUGAAUUGGAGUGAUCGCCUAAAGAUAACCCUUGGUUCUGCUCGGGGUUUGGCAUACUUGCACCAUGAAUGCAGCCCGAAAAUUGUGCAUCGCGACAUAAAAUCUAGCAACAUCCUUCUUGAUGAAAACAUGGAGCCUCACAUCUCUGAUUUUGGUCUUGCAAAGCUCUUGGUUGAUGAAGAUGCACAUGUUACUACAGUGGUUGCCGGCACAUUUGGCUAUUUGGCACCAGAGUAUCUACAAAGUGGGAGAGCCACUGAGAAGUCAGAUGUAUAUAGCUUUGGAGUUUUAUUACUUGAACUUGUAACUGGAAAGAGGCCUACGGAUCCUUCCUUUGUAAAGAGAGGUUUAAAUGUUGUUGGUUGGAUGAACACAUUAUUGAAAGAAAACCGAUUGGAAGAUGUGGUUGACAGAAGAUGCACUGAUGCAGAUGCUGAAACUCUUGAAAUAAUUUUGGAGCUAGCAGCAAGAUGCACGGAUUCAAAUGCCGAUGAUCGUCCAUCAAUGAACCAAGUAUUGCAGUUGCUUGAGCAAGAGGUUAUGUCCCCUUGUCCAAGUGAGUUUUAUGAAUCCCAUUCAGAUCACUGAAGUGAUAAUGCCUGAUGUCUCAAGAGGUUAUUGUCACUAUUGGGUUUGUAGAAAAGUUUUGUACCUAAUGUGUAACAACAACUUGUGAAUAGAUUUGUCAUUUAUCUCCUUGUCCCCUUUUGCUGCUGUCUCUUGUGGCCAAAACAAAAAGGGACAGUGUGGACAUGGCAGUGGUUUUUGUAUUUGGAAUGAUCUCCAUUCUUGGCUUCUUGCUAUGGAAGGAAAUAUCAUCAUUUUGUGAUUCAAAUUCCUUUACAUUUUCUGAACCCUCAGUUUAUGUUAUUGGUUACAACCCAAAUUUCACCAACACGUGAAAGUUGGGCAUCAACAUUUUACCGACACAUUGAUUAUAUUCAA
This is a messenger RNA of Cicer arietinum (chickpea), 2336 nucleotides long. Its product is annotated as LRR receptor-like serine/threonine-protein kinase FEI 1. Gene Ontology annotation, molecular function: protein binding; protein kinase activity; ATP binding. Lineage: Eukaryota; Viridiplantae; Streptophyta; Magnoliopsida; Fabales; Fabaceae. Gene Ontology annotation, biological process: protein phosphorylation. The record is from RefSeq and is a predicted model, not a curated record.